Suricata suricatta (meerkat) is the source of this 1582-nucleotide messenger RNA. It is a transcript of the gene RNASE13, whose product is annotated as ribonuclease A family member 13 (inactive). Lineage: Eukaryota; Metazoa; Chordata; Mammalia; Carnivora; Herpestidae. Gene Ontology annotation, molecular function: nucleic acid binding. Bases 130 to 591 code for a protein of 153 amino acids. The transcript has 2 exons. The record is from RefSeq and is a predicted model, not a curated record.
GAACUGUGCUUCAGCCUGUUCUUUCUGUCCCCUUUGGAUUUUUUUUCCUGGAAAGAUUGACCAGAGCCAGGGAUAACUGAGAAGAGUUGCUCACCCAAGGAUCAGUUGGACCUCUUCUUCUCAGGAGGAAUGGCACCAGCUGUGGUGUGGCUCUUGUUUCUUCAGCUUGCUCUAUGGCCAACUCUGGUUGUGGACAUCAAGAUGUCGACUGCUAUCAAGGACUUCCGCAUGUUACACAUUGACUAUCCCAGGGUGCACUACCCACUGGGUUUCCAGGGCUAUUGUAAUGGUAUCAUGGCCUACGUGCGGGGCAGAAAGCAGAGCUGGUAUUGCCCCCAAAUCCAUUAUCUGGUGCAUGCCCCUUGGAAGGAAGUCCAGAAGUUCUGCAAGAACAGUGAGAGUUUCUGUGAGAAUUACAAUGAAUACUGUACACUCACAGAGAACCCCUACCCCAUCACAACCUGCUCUCUGGACUCUAAUCAGCCACCCACGAGCUGCCACUACCAGACCACCCUAAGCAACCAAAGGCUCUACCUGCUCUGUUCCAGAAAGCGUGAUGCUGAACCAAUAGAUAUCAUUGGGCUUGGCUAGGAAAGGGAGGCUUUCAAUCUGAACCGCAGCCUACUGCCACCACACAACAGCCUAUUCCCAUUCUCAAACCUCUGAUCCCUGAUACAAGGCUUCCUCCCUGACUUCAAAAGCAGGCAGGGUCCCCUCCAAGGAGACCAGGGAGGUAAAACAAAUGUCCAGAGCUUCUGUCACCAAGCAAAGUCACACUGCCUUGUUGUUUCUUUCCGACUUGUUUACCUCCUCUCUUCCCUCAUCAUCUUCCCUCUCCCACAGACAGUCUUACCCACCCAAGAAGCUGACUGUGUCCAUUUGGCAGUGACUGUCCGUCCACUGGGCCAGAUCCUGAAUCCUGGAUGGAGGCCCAGAGCCUCAGCUCACACCAUGGCAACAGGCACCCAGCUCCAUAUCUCAACUCCCCAUCCCCAUUGCCAUUCUCUCCUCAGCUGUCCUCAUCUUCCUUAUGAUUCUCUCCACUCACUCACCUAUGUGGUAGGUAUUGCUGGUUAUAGGGUCCUCCCUUGAGACCCUUAGGCUCUUUCUAGCCUCACUAUCCAGAAUUCCCCUCAUUUCUCAGUCUGUUCUUCUCUACUAAAUCAUUACUCUUCUCUCCAUGUCACCUGCUCUUUCUUUUCUCCUUCUAACACAGAGCCCAGGGUAGUCUCUCCCCGUUACUCCCUCCCUUUAGUCUCCCUGUUUUCCUCUCUCCGACUUCUUUUCCUUCCAUUCUUCUCACUGUGACUCACUGGAGUUUAAAAUUAUCAUCUCUGAACUGUUACUCCCAAGAUGACUGCAUCCCUUUCCUUCCCAAAACUCCUCCUGACAACUAGCUACCCCCACCCCCAAACUCCAGAUCCGCCACUGACAAGACAGAUGUGAGGUGAGCCUACCUGUGGUCACAGAAGGUUUUAUAACCACUGGAUGAAACUGGGUGAAGAGUAUGUGGGACCUCUCUGUACUAUUUUUGCAUUUUCCUGUGAAUCUAUAAUCAUUUCAAAAUAAAAAUAUAAAAAUA